Molecule: messenger RNA, 792 nt
Organism: Aptenodytes forsteri (emperor penguin)
Lineage: Eukaryota; Metazoa; Chordata; Aves; Sphenisciformes; Spheniscidae
Gene: CUNH1orf226
Product: chromosome unknown C1orf226 homolog
Exons: 3
Coding region: 1-792 (263 amino acids)
Source: RefSeq, a predicted model, not a curated record
AUGAGUCCCACCUCCGCGGGCAGUGUGGCAGUGGACCAGAGCAUGUUUGAGAAUGCCAGCGCCAGCACAGCACCCACCCCGCGGCCACAGCACAUCCCCGCUGCAGCAGGCGCCCCGCUGCAGCCCUCCCGCCCUGCCAGCAGCCAGCACCUCCGCAACCUGGGCAAGGCCGUGGGGGCCAAGGUGAAUGACCUCCUGCGCCGCAAGGAGCCAGCUGGCCUCCCUAGCGUGGGAGUGAUGGAGGUGAAUGCCAGCGCUGGGGCCAUGCUGGGCACAGGACAGACAGCCAGCGAGGACAGGGCUGUGGGGCUGGACACAUUCCCCAGGCUGGACCCCCCGCCCCCUGUCACCAAGAAGCGGACGCCGCGUGCCCUGAAGACCCCACAGGACAUGCUCAUCGCACCGCAGCUGGCAGGGACCACCCCAAGGAGCAACACGGAGGAGGCCCCCGAACUGCCCGCAGCCCACCCCGACCCUGCAGAGGAGUGGCUGGGGAUGAGGGACCCAUCCCCUCCAGAAUGCCCUGGGGUCCCCAGCAUGACCGGCACCCCACAGCCGAGCGGGGACCAGCCUACCACUGCCCUCCCCGUGCCUGACCUCAUUCAUAAGGGCAGCCUGGAGAGCCACUGGCGAGCAGGCGAGAGGGCCACUGAGACCUCACCCCACACAGAGAAGCCCUCCCGGAGACCAGGGCUGGAGCACGAGCUGCCAGGGAGCACAGGGCGGCCAGAGUCAUGCACCCCCAGCCGGGAGGCAGAGGGGCCCCAUCCCGACCUGUUGUCCUUUGAGUAG